AAAUCGCAAAAUGUAUCCAAAAAGGACUGACUCUCAAGAGUUGAAAAAAGAGAUAAAAUUCAACGAAUCGGUGGACAAACAGAUGAAGCAAAUCAAGGACUUUGGCGUCGCCUUCAAGAAGACCGCCAGCGAUAGUGUGGGCGCUCUGCACCUGAUCCCCAUCCACACCAUCACCACCCGUACCCGUCAGUGCGUCGACUACAAGAAGUUGUCGCUAUUUCUGUUGGCAUUCGUGGCCGGAGCCGUACUACUGGUGCUCCUACUGUCGUCCCAACACCGACGGCCUAACCCUCAGGACAGCGACAUAUCCACUGAGCACUGGAACGCCAUUCACUCCGAGUCUAAGGAGUCGCCUAUCGUUAUGGGACUCGUCGAGGAGACCACGACUACCACCACAACCACUACACCCCCACCCGAGAGCACCACCAGACGCGAGUUAGACCACAUACUGGCCUCCAUAACCGUAAUCAACGCUACCGUUCCCCAAAUGGAUCGCACGAUAUUCUCCAAGAGGGCCGACGCCUAUGUCGACCUAUAC
Molecule: messenger RNA, 538 nt
Organism: Oppiella nova
Lineage: Eukaryota; Metazoa; Arthropoda; Arachnida; Sarcoptiformes; Oppiidae
Source: the annotation of a GenBank genome assembly